Orbicella faveolata is the source of this 1545-nucleotide messenger RNA. RefSeq names its product transmembrane protein 145-like. Lineage: Eukaryota; Metazoa; Cnidaria; Anthozoa; Scleractinia; Merulinidae. The record is from RefSeq and is a predicted model, not a curated record.
GUUGGCGACAAAUAGAACAUGGCUCUAUUCUCGCCAACUUUUUCACCAACUUUUUCGUGUUGGUGAACUCAUAUCUGACGCGUGAACGAUUGGCAAACAUGUGUUGGUAACUGCCAACAAAUCACAACACGCGCUCUAUUCACGUGAUUCAUUUGCGUGACACUUCACAAAAUAACGAACGCAAGUCAAGAUGAAUCCGAGACCAUAUUGGGAAAGCGUACAAAGUUUAUAUCCUUUUUUGUUUACAAGAUCGACGAAAUUCCCGCCAUUUUUUCAAAUUUCGAGCCUAGCACACAGUCAAACCUUACGCAUGCUUAUUACGUUUUUCCGCUGUGAAGACUCGUGUUAUAUUGAGCUGGUCCACUGGGUAUCCGCCAGGGUCUGGGUUUAAGAGACUAAUAGAUUAUUAAAGAAUAUGUACAUUUUAUUGAUAAACGUCUUCUCUGUGUUCACGCUUUUCAACCUCGUUCCCAGGGUCUCUCUCCUCUGCCACCCUUAUUGUUGGGAGAAAUAAUUUUUUGUUUUGAAAAACAUGCUUAAUUCGCUACUCGCCAAACAAAUAUGCACUCAUCCAACAGCACUAAAGAGUUACUUAACACAAAAUAUUGUUAGGGAAAUUUGCAUAUUUUGAUUUACUUUACUGAUCCAGUACCCGUCACAAAUUAAAUUCUGCGGCGCUCAAGUGUGUCAUUGAAAAUACGAGCGUAAGCUGUUUCUUAUCGCGAUGUCUUGAGCACUUAAAAGAAUGAUUUUCUUCUCUUACAUUGCUGGUUUCUUGUUUUUUAUUGCACAAAUAACAACAUCUCCCGGUUUUGUGCGUCAGGGACAUUUGAAAAUCUAUGGCUAUAACUUUGCUUUCCUCGCAAGCUUCUGUGGAAACUCCACCGGACCUGUUGUUCAGUAUAAUAUCUCAUAUCCGCAGGAAUUUUGUUGUUACAGUCUGUUCAGUUAUUUUGAAGACCAAUGGUGGAAUACAUGGCCACAUCCAGAACUGGACUGUGUUGGGAAGACGAGUGUCCUGGAUCGUGAUGGAAGUCAAGUUCUUAACCUGACGACAACUGAUUCCCGCGCUGGCUGCCGACUUGUCUCAUCUGUAAAUGGUUCAAUGGAUAUUUCAUGUCAAGGCUUACAGAUGUAUCAAGUGCAGACAAAAGACCUGUACACACAGAAAUGUUGGUUUUUAGCAGUCAGUAACUGCAAUUCUUCAUUCCAGGGAUUACAGCUGGAUUAUUUUCUCAACAUAAGUGAAGCAACACCAAACAUGGCGCCCGAAAAACUUGACCGCAGAGGCCCGUUAGGACUGGUGUUGAGUUCUAUGAUGAUCACGUGGUUUUCGUUAGAUGUAUAAGCUGAGGGCCACCAAAAAGUUUGUAAUGUUGCACAUAAAAUGCACGCCAAAAAGUUUUGUGCUUCCUUGUUUUUGAAAAUCGCGAUGGAAUAUUGUUCAUACUUCGUAAACAUAGACAUUAAAAUUGUGGAUAUUUUAAUAGUCCUAGAAGAGCAUAUAAUUUCUUAUGAUUUUUGUGAAGCGAAAAUAAACGUUAU